Messenger RNA from Stegodyphus dumicola, 10993 nucleotides. RefSeq lists its product as uncharacterized. Gene Ontology annotation, molecular function: protein binding; calcium ion binding. Gene Ontology annotation, biological process: regulation of developmental process; multicellular organism development; cell differentiation. Gene Ontology annotation, cellular component: cell surface; signaling receptor complex; plasma membrane. Lineage: Eukaryota; Metazoa; Arthropoda; Arachnida; Araneae; Eresidae. The record is from RefSeq and is a predicted model, not a curated record.
GUGGUUCUCGCUGAGCCGACUGUAUAACAAGUGAAACAACAGGUCGAAUGGGCCGUGGUGCAUUCCUUCCAUGGACAUCUAGCCACAAGAUUCCUUUUAACUGGAUUUGUGUGUGAUCAGAACUGUUUCAAAAGUGUGGAUAAAUACACUGGAUACCUUAGGAUAACUCGCGACAGCAUCAUCCAUGUGAUCGAAGGCAGAGUUUAGGAUUUUUUUGCUUUUUCGAGGAGAAUGCCGCCGCGGUGUCAUCAUCUGGGCUGGUUGUUAGGCUUGACCGUCUUGGCGGCUACGGUCUUAAAGCCUGCCUCUCCUCAAGGACUGCUAUCAUGUUCGCAGAAUCCUUGCAAAAAUGGUGCCUCAUGUGUAUCCAAUCCGAGAGGCGAGUCCUAUUGCAACUGUCCCCCGAUGUAUGUGGGAGAAUACUGCCAGCACUUGAAUCCAUGCCACACCGGUCCUGGACCACGAUGUCAAAAUGGCGGCACAUGUAACGUGGAAAUCAGUGUCACCAACGGUCCCACAUUCUCCUGUUCGUGCCCCGUUGGAUUUUCAGCAUCGCUUUGCGAAAUAACCGUCCCGAACAGCUGCGAUAGCAGUCCUUGCCUAAACGGUGGCACUUGUACUCUAGUCACUCUACAAAAUUACACCUGUGCUUGUGCUGCCGGAUAUCGAGGCGAUCAUUGCCAAUUACCGGAUCACUGUGCCUCCCAGCCAUGCCGAAAUGGUGCAUCUUGUCAAUCUGUCAAAGAUGGUUACAGCUGUACUUGCGCAAGGGGAUUUGCAGGCACCAACUGUACGGCGGAUAUCGAUGAAUGCCGACAAGAUCUGUGCGUACAUGGACGAUGUAUCAACACCGUUGGAUCCUACAGGUGUAAAUGCUCUGCCGGUUAUACGGGCCAAAACUGUGAGUCUCAGUACAUUCCAUGUGAUCCUAGUCCGUGCAUAAAUGGUGGAACAUGCAAGCACAUAAAUAACCUCAACUACCAAUGCUCAUGCCCUCCGGGUUUUACCGGAACAAAUUGCGAAAUUAACAUAGAUGAUUGCCCUGGAAAUCUUUGUCAAAAUGGUGCAACGUGUAUCGAUGGCGUUAAUACUUACACCUGCCACUGCCCACCUACAUAUACAGGAACAUAUUGCGGCAAAGAUGUUGAUGAGUGUGCUCUGAGGCCUAGCGUGUGUAAGAAUGGUGCCACGUGUACUAACACAAUUGGUGGAUAUACAUGCAUAUGUGUCAAUGGCUGGACUGGACAAGACUGCUCUGAAAAUAUUGACGAUUGUGCUGUUGCUGCUUGUUUUAAUGGUGCAACUUGUCAUGACCGAGUUGGGUCUUUCUUUUGCCAGUGUGCUCCCGGAAAAACAGGUCUUCUGUGCCACCUGGAUGAUGCUUGUGCAAGUGAUCCAUGUCAUGCCGGAGCUAUGUGUGACACCAGUCCUAUUGAUGGAACAUAUAUUUGUUCUUGUCCAAAUGGCUUUAAAGGAACUGAUUGUACAGAAGAUAUAGACGAAUGUGAAGAAGGGUAUCCAUGUGAGCAUGAUGGUAUGUGUGUAAAUAUACCAGGUUCAUUUAGCUGCAAUUGCACUAAAGGUUUUACUGGCCCAAGAUGUGAAAUCAAUAUCAAUGAAUGUGAUUCAAAUCCAUGCCAGAAUGAAGGCACUUGCUUAGACGAGAGAGGAGGAUUUCGUUGCGUUUGUAUGCCAGGCUAUACUGGAAUAUUUUGUGAAGAAGAUAUUGAUGAAUGUUAUUCUAAACCGUGCUUAAAUGGUGGUAUCUGCAGUGAUAUGAUAAAUGGGUUCAGAUGUUUAUGUCCAAUUGGAUUCUCUGGGAAAAAGUGUGAAGUGAAUGAAGAUGAUUGCCUAAGUCAUCCAUGUCAAAAUGGAGCUAGAUGUAAAGAUGCCAUUGCAAGCUACAUUUGCCUAUGCCCUCAAGGAUUUACUGGGACUAAUUGCGAGACAAAUAUUAAUGAUUGCCAGUCAUCCCCUUGUCGUCAUGGUGAAUGUAUUGAUGGUAUAAAUGCAUUUCAUUGCAACUGCAAACGUGGAUAUACUGGGAGAUUGUGCCAAACUCAGAUAAACGAAUGCCUUAGUAACCCUUGUCAGCAUGGAGGUAAAUGUGAAGAUCUUGUUAAUGGUUACCAGUGUAGAUGCUUGCCAGGAACAUCUGGACCAAACUGUGAAUAUAACAUGAAUGAAUGUGCUAGCAAUCCAUGUCGAAAUGGAGCCACGUGUAUAGAUGGCAUCAAUUCAUACACUUGCCUUUGUCAUUCUGGAUUUACAGGCCUGCUUUGUGAAAUAAAUAUUGAUGAUUGUGCAAGUAAUCCAUGUGCCAAUGGUGGAAUAUGUACUGACCUGAUUGAUGGUUACCGAUGUAAAUGUCCAAGAGGCUAUUAUGAUGCUAGAUGCCUUUCUGAUAUCAAUGAAUGCGAAAGUAACCCUUGUCAUCAUGGGGCUACUUGUGAGGAUGAAGUUAACAGAUUUAUCUGUCACUGUCCAGCAGGUUAUGGAGGACAUCGUUGUGAAAUCGAUAUUGAUGAAUGCCAAUCCAAUCCAUGCCAGCAUGGUGGUAGCUGUCGAGAUUCUUUAGCAAGUUACACUUGUACCUGCCUGCCUGGUUAUUCUGGAAAAAAUUGUGAAAUCAAUGUCGAUGAUUGUGCUAUCGAUCCUUGUUUGAAUGGAGGAUCAUGUAUAGAUCUAGUAAAUGCUUUCCAGUGUGUUUGUGAAGUUCCUUUUACUGGUACUAAUUGUGAAGUGGAACUAGAUCCAUGCAGUCCAAAUAAAUGCAGAAACAGUGCCAAAUGCAUACCAUCUUCAAACUAUCAAGAUUUUGCCUGCAGUUGCUAUUUAGGAUAUACAGGACGUUUAUGUGAUGAAGACAUUGAUGAAUGUGUCAUAUCCUCUCCUUGUCGAAAUGGAGCAACAUGUGUCAAUACAAAUGGAUCAUACAGCUGUUAUUGUGCAAAAGGUUAUGAAGGAAGAGAUUGCCUGAUCAAUACUGAUGAUUGUGCAUCUUUUCCCUGUCAGAAUGGUGGAACGUGUUUAGACGGUGUUGGAGAGUAUACCUGUCUCUGUGUGGAUGGAUUUGGGGGCCAACACUGCGAAAGUGAUAUCAAUGAAUGUGCAAGUAAUCCUUGCCAAAAUGGGGCUACAUGCAAUGAUUAUGUAAACAGUUACACAUGCACUUGUCCAUCUGGCUUUAGUGGGACAAAUUGUCAAACCAAUGAUGAAGAUUGUAAUUUAAGUUCUUGUGUGAAUGGUGGUACUUGUAUUGAUGGAAUUAAUAACUAUACAUGCCGCUGUGCCCCUGGAUAUACUGGAAGUAAUUGUCAAUAUCAUAUAAAUGAAUGUGAUUCACAUCCUUGUCACCAUGGUGCUACUUGUGUUGAUCAUGUUGGAGCGUUCACAUGUAUUUGUCCCUUUGGAUAUACUGGCUUACAGUGUGAGAAUUUUAUUGAUUGGUGCAGCACAGGCGUGUGUAUGAAUGGAGCUACAUGCAAACAGAUCAAUAAUACAUAUGGCUGCACUUGUAAGCAUGGUUGGACUGGAAAGCUCUGUGAUGUCAGUAUGGUUUCUUGUAAUGAUGCUGCUUUACAAAAAGGUAUUCCUCUUGGUGAUUUAUGUAAGAAUGGUGGGAAAUGUGAAAAUCAUGGUAAUAGUCAUCGAUGCAUUUGUCUUCCUGGCUAUGAGGGCAGUUACUGUCAGCAUGAAAUCAAUGAAUGUACAUCCCAGCCAUGUCAAAAUGGUGCAGCUUGCAAUGAUCUUGUUGGACACUAUUCAUGUUCUUGCCUUCCAGGUUUCCAAGGGGUGAACUGUGAGCAUAAUAUUGACGACUGUAAUCCAAAUCCUUGCCGAAAUGGUGGAACUUGUCAUGAUCUAGUGAAUAGUUUUGUAUGUUCUUGUCCUCAUGGAACACAAGGAAUUCUUUGUGAAAUCAAUCUUGAUGAAUGCUUUGAAGGAGCCUGCCAUCAUGGUGGAACAUGCAUUGACAAAGUUGGAAAUUAUGAAUGUCAAUGCCCACCUGGAUUUGUGGGGCCAAGGUGUGAAGGUGACGUCAACGAAUGCUUAUCAAAUCCUUGUCAUAGCUUGGGUACUCAAGACUGUGUUCAGUUGGUUAAUGAUUAUCGCUGUGACUGUAAAGUAGGUUUCAUGGGUCGUCAUUGUGAAUCCAAAGUGAAUUUUUGUUCAUCAAACCCCUGUUUAAAUGGGGGUGUCUGUUCAAGUGUUGCACAAGGUCAUCUGUGCAUUUGUACUGAGGGAUUCUAUGGUGAGAACUGUGGCUAUGCAAAUACAUCAUGCACAGGAAAUCCGUGCGUAAAUGGUGGUCAGUGUCGACAAAGGAAGUCAGGUUAUGUGUGUGUGUGCCCAACUGGUGCAGAAGGAAAAAACUGUGAAAUUGAUUCUCAUAAUGAUUGCUUAUCAUCACCCUGUUUAAAUGGUGGUACUUGUUAUGACAGAAUAGGUAAAUAUGAAUGUGUAUGCCCUGAAUACUGGAAUGGAGCCCGAUGUAAUAUAUUUGAUAGCUCUUUUGCUGGUGGACUUGGAGUUUUCCUUCAGCCUGGACCAAUACUGCGAGUGGAUGGAGAAGAAAAAAUAGAUUUAUGUCAACUUCAUGAAUGUGAUAAAAAGUCAGGAAACAGAAAAUGCAAUGAAGAAUGUAAUAAUUUGGCCUGCAAUUUCGAUGGUGGUGACUGCACAUUAGGUAUAAAUCCUUGGUUGAAUUGUUCAGCUGCUAUUAAUUGUUGGGAUGUAUUUGACAAUAAAGAAUGUAAUAUAGAGUGCAAUAACAUUGAUUGUUUGUUUGAUGGUUUUGACUGUGAACAAAAGCUGUUACCUUGCAAUGAACAUUAUGAUACAUACUGCCUAAAAAAUUAUGGGAAUGGUUAUUGUGAUUACGGCUGCAAUAAUGAAGAAUGUAAUUGGGAUGGCUUGGAUUGUGAAUCUGAGCCUCCAAAAUUAGCUGAUGGAGCACUUACAGCAACUAUAUUGAUGGAGCCAGAGGUGUUUUUAAAUAACUCAGUACCUUUUCUAAGAGAGAUUGGACAUGCUUUAAGAACAAUUGUUCGUAUUAAAAAGGAUGAAAAUGGUCAACCAAUGGUUUAUCCUUGGCAUACCAAAGAUGUUCCUCCUGGUUAUCAUUAUAAAAAGCAGGGAAGUAAAAUUUAUAUGGAAAUUGAUAACCGAAGGUGUGUCAAAACUGCUGCUACUGAAUGUUUUCAGUCGGCAACAAAAGCUGCACAAUUCCUUGCUGCUGCUCACUCACGGCAAGCAUUUGCUUUCCAAAUUCAAGAAAUCAGUGGAGAGGAUAAAGAGAAACCUGCUGGAGUUCAGAUGUAUUAUUAUCCUGAUCUAAUGUACAUCGUGAUUGGAGUAAUAAUAUUAAUAAUAAUGGGAUUAUUGUUUGGAGUUUUGUUUACAACCCGCAAACGAGCAAGGGGUAUAACCUGGUUUCCUGAAGGCUUUUUUAGAACUAGUAGUAGUCAGCGAAGAAGAUCUCGCAGAAGAGGUCCUGAUGGACAAGAAAUGAGAAAUUUGAACAAACAGUCUUCGGCCAAUAGAGUGGAUGUAAAUUCCAAUGACAAUGCUGCCUCUCCUCCAGCUCCUCCUUUGCCGCCAUCCGAUUCUAAUCAGUGGAGUGAUGAUGAUGGGUUGGAUCAUCCCCCUGUCAAAAGAAUGAAAAGUGAGAAAUCUCAAGAUGGGAGUUUUGGUGACAGUCAGAGUUCAAUUGCACCACCUGAGUAUGAUGAGAGUGAUCCACGUCAAUGGACUCAACAGCAUUUGGAUGCUGCUGAUGUUAGAAACCCUGAUAUUUUAGCCUUAACCCCACCUCAGGGAGAUGGUGAUAUGGAACCUGGGAGUGUAGAUGUUAAUGUUCAAGGACCUGGUGGUCUUACCCCUUUGAUGUUGGCAUCCUUUAGAGGAGGAGGAAUAGAUGUUAUUGAAGAUGGAGAUGAUGAUGAUGGCUCUGGUAGCAUGAUACAAGAUUUGUUAAUGCAGGGAGCUAAAAUUAACAUGACUUUAGAAAGAACAGGAGAAACAUCUUUGCAUCUAGCUGCAAGAUAUGCACGAGCUGAUGCUGCUAAAAGACUUUUAGAUGCUGGAGCUGAUGCCAAUGCACAAGAUAACACAGGGCGUACACCUCUACAUGCAGCAGUUUCAGCAGAUGCACAAGGAGUUUUUCAAAUUUUGCUGAGGAAUAGAGCUACAAACCUGAAUGCUCGCAUGCAUGAUGGAACAACCCCUUUAAUACUUGCUGCUCGUCUUGCAAUUGAAGGUAUGGUAGAAGAACUAGUGAAUGCAGAGGCUGAUAUUAAUGCUGCGGAUGAUCAUGGUAAAACAGCUUUGCAUUGGGCUGCAGCUGUAAAUAAUGUUGAUGCAGUUCGUGUACUUAUAUCACAUGGUGUUAACAAAGAUGCACAGGAUAAUAAAGAAGAAACUCCUCUUUUUCUUGCUGCCAGAGAAGGUAGUUAUCAAGCUGCAAAAAUCCUUUUGGAAAAUCUAGCAAACAAAGAAAUUACAGAUCAUAUGGACAGAUUACCACGUGACGUAGCCUGUGAACGCAUGCAUAUUGACAUUGUGCGUUUGUUGGAAGAGUAUGUUCCCCCGAGCCCUCAGAUAGCAAAUGGUAAUUUGAAUUCAGGAUCACCUGCAGUACUACUAUCAAGCCUGCUUGGGUCUUCUAAAUCAAAACCUAAACGAAGAAUUAAAAUAAACAAUGUUGGUUCAGCACCAACAAGGGAAACAUCUGAAUCUGCAACUCAGAAUGUUGAAAAUGGAAUUAGAAGGAAACCAUCAAUUAAAAGGCGAAAAGAAUCAUCACAUAUGCUUGUACAAGGAAUGGAUGGUUCUAUGUCCCUCUCACCUGGUGAAUCCCUCACUUCUCCAAAUGGUAUGGGGCAAAGUGGAAUAGAAAAUUCUGAGCCAAUUUAUACACAGUUGACUAAUGUGUUACAUUUGCAGCCCAAUACUAUGAAACAGUUGCCUUCAUAUGAUGAUAGGCUUAAAAUAAACUACUGCUCAAUGGCUGCGUCAAUGGAUAAUCAGGGAUUGGGUCCAAUGUAUUUGGAUCCUGGUUUAACAAAUUCUAUGCAGAAUGCAUCUUCACAUCACAUGCGGCAAAACUCCAUGCCAAAUAAUGGUGCAGUGCCGCCAUCAUCACGUCCUUACAAUUCUGCCUCGCCAAUAAAACAGCGACCAUCCUUACCUACAUCACCUACUCAUAUGGCAGCAAUGAGAGCUGCUCAUCACCAACGGACUACAAAACUACAGUCUCAGGGUGGGGGUAAUCCAACAUAUGACUAUCCUUCAGCAAUAUCUGAUGUACAGCACUUAAUGGGAUCUAGCCUAAAGACAGGGGUGCAAGGUAAUGGACAGCAAUCAUUAUACCCUCAUUUAUUUCAUUAUCCUACACCUCCAUCUCAGCACAGUCAUAGUGGUGGUGAAUCUACACCACAACAUUAUCUUCAUCCACCUGAGACUUACUUGACACCUUCUCCUGAAUCACCAGGGCAAUGGUCAAGCUCAUCACCACAUUCUGCCCAGUCAGACUGGUCUGAGAGCAUAGCCAGUCCAAUGGGACAUGUUCAUCCUCAACAUGCAGUUGAUCAUUCACAGCAUCAAAAACUGUUACCUGUGAGUACUAACCAACAAGUUUCUGUGGCUCAGUCGCCAGAAGCUGUUUUUAUAUAAAAAAUAUCACACAGUGUCUGAAAUUCAGAUUUAAGAUAUGCUGCAUGUCUGCCAUAAAAUGAGUGCUAAUGCUUUUGAGACUUCACAUAUUCUUCAUUUUUGUAUAGUUCAUAUUAUACAUCAAAAAGACAUCUCUGAAAUCACAGAAUAGUGCAGAGUUAUUUAUUAUACAUUUUCUAGUUUUUAACUCAAAUAUGUUUUCUUGAAUCUUCAUCUUAGAUGUUCAGUUUCGUGGUUUUUACUACUGAUUAUUUAAGAAUUGCAGCAUUUAAUGCAUUUGCUGAUGGACAGCCAAAAGUUUCAUUGUGUAUAUUAAGCUUUUCAUUGUAGUAAAAUUGAACAAUAUCAAUUUUAUUCAUGUACAUCAUCAGGCAGUUGCAUUUGUAGUGUUGCAAAAUUGUGAUUGUGCCAUUUUUAUAAGUGAAAAAGGACAGACAUUUCAUUCAUUUGCUGAGAUAGAUAAAAAUCUGUCCAGUUAUUUUGUAUAAAAUAAAUUCUUCGUACUGUGCAUUUGAUGAGAGUGUAAAUUCACCUGUUUGUAUAUUUUGUAGCAUUUUGGGAAUUUUAUUGUAUAUUAAUGUAAACUUGCAAAUGUUAUAUCUUGUAUCAUUGUUUAAAAAUAUUUCAAGUUAAAAGAAUGUACGAAAUUCUCUGACUGAAAAAAAAAUGUUAUGUAAAUCUUCACUGGUUUUAAAAUAGAAUACUUUUGUAUGAAUAUUUGAAGGGGUAUAUUUGAUUCAGCCCUUGUUUAAUUUCAAACUAUGCACUGAAAUGCUUUCCAAAUCAUUUUCUUUACCUUUUUCUUAGUAAAGAAAAUGAUUAAAAACUCAAAAGUGCAUAAGUGAAUAUGUAUAACAUUCUGUGCAGUAGUUUUUUCAGUGUUGCUCUACGUUUUAGGUGACAAUAUGACUAAUUUGUAAAGUUAUACACUUAAAAAAUUACCAGUAUGGUAUUGUGAUUGUGUGCAUUACAUACAAGAUUAUGCUCGGCAUUUUAUACUAAACUAAGCAGUACAUGGCAAAAUGAACUUUUAAUUUGUGCCACUUCAUAUAAAUUAUUCAUAUUUGAUAAUUAUAAGAAAUAUCUGGAGAAUACAUGAUCAAAUUAAUAUUAGCCAACUAAUAAAGCAUAUCAGCAUAUAGCCUAUAUUUCUAAUGUGUAUUAUAUCAAAAGUUUUAAAAGAAUCUCAAUAUUUAUUUCUUCAUUUUACCCCCUCCUUAUAAUCUUGAAUCAUUAAUGCAGUGCAUUUUUAAUAUACUCAUAAAAUUCUCAUCAUAAUUAUUUUCUGAUUAAUUCUAAAGUUUUUGCACUCCAUAUGCAGAGGCUGUAUGAAUAACACAUGUAGCAAUUACAAAGGGCUCCCACAUACCGAGAGACCGACAAAUCAUUAAUUCUUAACAAUAAAUAUAAUGUCUGUCUUAAGGCAGCUACUGAAAGUUUGAAUGCAUGUCUGUAUUUCGCAAAUCUCCCAUUGUUCAUAUACUGAAAUUUGCUGUAUUUGUAAAUUCUCCAUGACAUAAGUAUUUCCAAAAGCCAUAUAAAAGGAAUAAUAAUAUAUUUUGAUUGAAAAAAAAUUUAAAUUAUGUAUAUACUUCAUACCUGUAACAUUAAAAAACUGAUUGUAUAUAUAAGAAAAUUAUAAAAAUCAGCUCUUAAAUUAAAAAGGUAACAAGUUAAAUUGUAAGAAAUGCUUACUCAUUUAAAGUGGUGAUUUCAGGAGGUUCACUGUCAUUAAGAAACAUUUAACAUUCGCAAAUAAUUUUCAUGUAGUCAGACUGAAAUUGACAAGAAACUGUUAUUUUCUCUGCAUAGCAUUAUUUAUUCAUAGGCAGUAACCGUAUCGUAACCUUUAUUUAGAUUUCUCAUAAUGAUGUAUUUUGAACACUGAAUCUUUAUUCAGUUAAAAUUUUAUCUUAAACUGAGAGCUUCUUUUAGGGUAUGGUAGGUAAAUAAAAAAUAUCAAUUCCUUGCAUUUCAGGAUCGUAUUUAUGCUCUUAUAACAAAAUUUUAUUGCAUUGUUUAUAGCUAAAAGAUAUUUUAUUAUUAUAUUUACUUACUUAAUAACAUACAUCUUAAUGAGUACACAAGGAAGUUCGAUUAAAAUUUUUAGAAUGCUAAUAUAACUUCUGUGAUUUUUAUAGGUUACAAUAGUUAAAAAAUAUAUUUUUUAUGUAUAAAGCUUUCAAACUACAUUACAGUUUUUCAAAUCUUUUUGUUACAUUUUUAUGUAUCUUUUAAGUUUUAUUUCUGAAUAACUUAGAAGCUGUUGUGAUUGCUCAAACAUUUAUAAAGUAGUGCCUUUAUCUCUUUAAGGAAGACUUGGUGCUAAGAAUUUAUGUAUUUUUACCUACAUAAAAUGAGAUGUUGCUGCCUUCAUGAUCCAGUUUAAGACAUUAAAAAUGUGUACUAUACAUAGAGUAUUUAUUUGCAUCUAGAAUUUCUUAUGGUUAACAUGUUUAAAUUUACUUCAGUCAUUGAUAAGAUGUUGGUUAAUAAUAAUCUUUAUGAAACUGCUGUAUUUAAACCACUGUUUCUUAAACUUUUGGGUUACUGCCCUUUGUGUGAGCACUGCAUAUAUGGUCCUGCAAAAGUAAUAGUAAUGACAACACAGUACAGCAGUACUUGUAUUACAAUAGUUAUAAUAUUGUUUUAGUAUUUAAUCAAUGACAUGAAUGAGCUUGGUAAAAGAGUGUAUAGCUUCUUUUAAAAUCUAAAGUUUAAAGCUUCCUUACCACUCCUUGAUUACUAAUGUCUUCCUGAUCUGAGGGCUUGGUAUUGCCCAUUUGUAAGAAAAACUGGAUUUAAACAAAGGCUUGGACUGUUGGUUACAAAAUGUUUUUAAAUUCUGUGUUAUAGGAAUGAUUGUACAGGAAGAGAAAUCAUUAAAAAAUUGUUGUAUUUAUUUUUUUAUGGAUAAAACAUCUGAAAUUUGCAAAUAAACUUGUGCUCAAAUAAUAUUUAGAUAAUGCUCAUAUGUGCGAGUUUUUAAAGUUAUAUCAAACUUCUGUCUAUGUUCUGUGCAUGGACUCUCUUGCCAAUGAAGUUUUAAAAAUAUGGGAACAAACUAAGAUAUGUGAUAAUAUUGCACAUGUUGUAAGAACAAAGUUAAUAUUUAACAUUUUUAUAUUAUUAUUGUGAGCAGUGUAUAGUUAUACUUUCAUUGUCAAAGAAUUUUCUUAUAACAGAAACUAGCUAUUAUUUUUGUAGCUCUGUUUCUGUAAGUAUUGUAAAAUUAAUAUUUUGUUCUGAAGUAUCUGUUUUUCAGAGAAAUAUUUUUGUAUUGUAGUUUUUCUAAAUAAAAGUUCUUAUUAAAUAA